AUGGGCGAAUACAAACUGAGGUGUUCACCGAGAGCCGACUCGCAGCAGCCAACUGCUGGCAAAGCCGUUCUGGUUCGGUGCCCUUCGCAUAUACUGAGUCGCCUGAGAAGUCUCAACGAGGCAGAGGUCAUUACCCUGUUUACACCUGUAGUACCUCACUCGCCGUCGACGACACUGGUCAAGGACAUGGAUCCGUUUGAGCCGCUCGGACGGGCGCUCCCGAGGGCAGUCCGCCACGUGCCGUUCCGCAUGGAGCUCGGCAUGACCGACUUACAUCCUUAUUUCUUAUCUGCAAGCGGGGUUGUGCUUGUUGUCAUCUGCGCUACUGAGAACGUGCUCGGUCACAACCCGGAGGCCUUUGGGCGGCAACUCAAGUUCGCCCGAGGCAUUGCACGCAUGGUCGAAAAGGAUUCAUCGAUGGUAUCGGUACCUGUCGUUCUCUUGGCCAUUAUCAGCAAGGGUGCUCAGAUGGCAGUACACGAACAAGCAGUUUCCGACUUCCCGGCUCUCAUCACCCUUGACGACUAUGACCCCCUUACACUCGAGCGCGCAGUUCGGACAGUCUUUGGCUAG
This is a messenger RNA of Boeremia exigua, 573 nucleotides long. RefSeq lists its product as uncharacterized. The transcript has a single exon. NCBI's taxonomy places the organism in Eukaryota, Fungi, Ascomycota, Dothideomycetes, Pleosporales, Didymellaceae. The record is from RefSeq and is a predicted model, not a curated record. Bases 1 to 573 code for a protein of 190 amino acids.